AUGAUCAGACUUCGCUGCGUCCCGCAAAACUACGAUUGGGGCCGACUUGGGCUUGAAAGUCGCGUCGGGCAGCUUCUGAAGAGCGGUGGGCACGCUGAGGCUGUCGAUUCUUCAAAACCUUAUGCAGAGCUCUGGAUGGGCGUUCACCCCAACGGGCUCUCCGUGGCUGCGGAAGGUGGCGUUUCGCUGGACAAGCUGAUCAAAAAAGAUGGUGCGCUCGGUGAACAUGAAGCUGGAACGCUUCAAUUCCUCUUCAAAGUGCUCUCCGUCCGUCGGGCUCUUUCGAUUCAGACCCACCCUACAAAGGACCAAGCCAACCAGCUCCACGCCAUGGACCCGAAAAACUACCCGGAUGCCAACCACAAGCCCGAGAUGGCGAUCGCUGUCACCGAUUUCGAGUUGUUAUGCGGAUUCAGGCCUAAUGAGCAAAUCUAUCGCAAUAUUCGAGCCUACCCUGAACUUCGUCAUUUGCUGGCAUGCGAGUGCUGCCACAUGGAAGACUUGCUGAAUUCGAUCGUCAAGAUGAGGGAACAGGCUUUGCAAAAGCUCUGGUCUCUCCCUCCUGCCGAAAUUGCUAAAGGGGUCGAGGCUUUGGUUGCGCGUCUUCAACAAGAUUCCGCCAACAAUGACGCUACCGAAAAGCUGAUGAUCCGCUUGCACAGCGAGUUCCCGGGUGAUGUCGGCGUGUUGGCCCCGCUUUUCCUGAACUACUUCACCCUGAAACCCGGUCAGGCGACGUUCCUGGGCCCGAACAGGCCGCAUGCGUAUCUUUUUGGAGAUUGCAUCGAGUGCAUGGCCUGCUCGGACAACACGAUUCGUGCUGGGUUGACGCCGAAAUUCAAGGACAUUACGACGUUGUGCAAAAACAUGGACUACACGAUGAGCGACCCGCCAAUUUUGGCGCCGCAGAAGCUCGCUGAUGGGCUGCAAUUAUACGCGCCAGACACCCCGGAAUUUGCUGUGGCCGAUAUUCGCGCAAAUGUUACAUUGCCUGACGUCAGUGCUUCUUCGAUUCUCAUAGUCACUGAAGGAAGUGCCACGAUUCAAUCAGGCGAUCAAAAGGAAUCCAUCAACCCCGGCACGAUCCUCUUCAUCCCGAAGAAGCUGACCAAGGUCUCGAUCGAGGGCGCCUCCGCCGAUUUUGUGGCCUACCGCGCCUACACCCCGAAAAAA
Messenger RNA from Mesorhabditis spiculigera, 1173 nucleotides. Lineage: Eukaryota; Metazoa; Nematoda; Chromadorea; Rhabditida; Rhabditidae. The record is from the annotation of a GenBank genome assembly.